This is a messenger RNA of Dermacentor silvarum, 2975 nucleotides long. RefSeq lists its product as uncharacterized. The record is from RefSeq and is a predicted model, not a curated record. The coding region runs from base 504 to 1058 and encodes 184 amino acids. NCBI's taxonomy places the organism in Eukaryota, Metazoa, Arthropoda, Arachnida, Ixodida, Ixodidae. The transcript has 2 exons.
CGAUCACCGGAUGGCAGUCGUGCUGUGCCCGCUGAAGGCCGUACGUAUCCGCUGGCUCGGGGAGGUAGGUGUCAAGGUACAGCGGCGGCUAUCUAGUUACGCACGUAUGCAAGGCGACGACGUCUAUUCGCGUACCGAUCACCGUCAGUGUGCUCGACGCGCUCACGGCUCCGCCAACUGUACAGCUACCAGCCGGGUGUCAGUUUCGAGUCUUACAUGGAAAGCCUUCACCUGAUAGCUGUGCUGAGUGCGCUAUAAUGAGACAUCGGCGCGCAGACAGUUACUAACGGUUCUUUUAUGGUGCGUCUCAGCUCGCUCUUGGAGAGGGCGCUCUCCAACAGGACACUGGCGCUAUAGUUACCAUGACAAUCACUGAAGAGGGUGUGUUCCCGGUACGUGCAGCUCCCCGUGAGCGCAGAAUGGAGUCCGUCUGUCUUGGCGCCAAGUCGCAGUAGCUGCGGAGCCAGUGGCCGCCAUCGACUGCAGCAACAGUGACAAACCAGAUGGAGGGUUCAAUGACAGGCGUAGUCAGCAGCCCGCAGCCCGGGGCCGGUGACCGAACGUCCAAGAUGCCACCCAUCGCGCACUGCGUGGCGUUUUGCGUUGCAUUCGGACUUGUCUUCGCCGUGAGCGGUGCCGUGCUCCUGUCCAGCGGUCUGCCGUACCGGCGGCUCCAGCUGCGCAUCAUCUCCGUGUGCAUGCUCGUUAUGGGUGUCGUCCUCCUGGCCGCUGCUGUCGUGCUCAUCUUCAUGUGGCGCAAUCGCCACCACUUCGGAGCGUUCCACCGAUCCUGCCAUCGGCGCCAGCAGCGCGCGGCUCUCGUCAUCCGCGUGCCCACCGUCAGCGGCACGUACGUGUACUCCCCCACGCCUGCGGGCGCAGCUGCCGGAGCGGCUCCGUCGAGGCCCCCGCCGCCAGCCUACGAGGAGGUGGUGCCACCACCGCCCUCCUAUGAGAGCGUGAUGAUGCUCAAACGGCUUGAGAAGGCCGCUGAGCUGGCGCAUCAGGUGGCCGACAGCGCGCGCAGGGGCUCGGCACCCGCCGCCGCCGAUGUAUAGCGGGACCGUGCGCAGACGAGACUCACACCAAGUCCCGUGAGCAACGCCGCUUUCAUCCGCGGCCCUGCCGAUAGCCGGGCGCGAUGACGUGUGUGCCCGUUUGAACAAUUGUUCGCUCUCAGUUACCGCGUGCACUUUUUGCAUUACCCUAGCAGGCCCAACAAGCGGAAUAAACACACCGACUGCAAUAUUCCGCUUUGCGUAAUGAGGGCGCCUGGUUGAGCGAGAUCUCAAAUAGUGAGCCGUGUGCAGGUGUGAUGAAACCGUGUAGAAAAACAAAAUUAAGAAGGCUUGCUGCGUUGGCAGCCUAACAUGCUGACCACUGGGCUGCCGACGCAGGCUGCAUAUUACUCUUCGGAAGCGCUGUUCGAAUAGCUGUUUUCUUUGCUACGGUCUCUUUCUAGUGGCAUAAACGAGCAACACUGAGUGAGCUUAUACUCCUAGGGCGCGAUCUUGUACGCGUUCCAAAAUGGAACGGAGGCGUUCCGUUCCAUCGAGCCGCACACGAUUGGCCAAUUUCAACCGCGACGUUCAAAUUGACCAAUCGUGUGCGGCUCGAUGGAACGGAACGCCUCCGUUCCAUUUUGGAACGCGUACAAGAUCGCGCCCCUAAUGUAUACUAUGUAAAAUCUCUAUUUUCAUUCAUUUGGCCUAACAAAGUUGAUUAUAACUAGAGAUUCUAAAGGCAAAAAAUUGUAUUUCUUGAACUUCUUUCAUCGGACGCUUUGCCGGAUGACAUAAUAUGCUUAAAUAGGUGCUUGCAGGUCUUCAUCGCGUAGAAUCUCCAUAAGUGCCUUGUGUAAUUUUUUAUACGUGAUUAUUUCCAGCUAGUGGUCAGACUGUUCUCGUCCUUAUUACGAUACGUCUUAAUUUUCGCGCCGUAACCUCGACGCCGCCGCAGUACGUCAGUAUCGCGUCACGGAUUUGAAAGUAUUUCCUGGCAUGUCGGAAUCUUUUGGCGCAUACAGGAGGCUUUUUGAUGCGAAAGCAUUAUAUGCCCCAUUAUGCGAAAAUCCGGCGUUGUCGUCGGCGGCGUGACCGAAAGAUGGUACCAAAAAUGGCCGACGGCGCGAAGAUUAAAAAUACGCCAAAAAUGCUCGGAUUGACGUCAAAUUCGUCAGGCAGGUUUUUGUAAGCAAAGAUAAUUAAUGGAAUUGAAAAGAAAAUUUGGUACAUUUCGGUCUGGGUGGGAGACGAGCACGCUUCACCGACCGCCACGGUGGCUCCACGGUUAUGGUUGACAAAAGUUGUGCUUAGUGCGUGCGUCAUUGCCCACGUCACGUCUGUGCUUCCGUCACUCCCUCCCACGUGUCACACUUGCUCUUCGGACUUCAUCGGUGUUGUGUCUACUGGGAUGCUCUCCGAAGCGUCUAGCUCAGCGGCAGCUGUGAAACGCGGUCGCCCACGGAAGCACGCCUUAGAAGACGAAGCAAGGCAACACAAAAAAUUCAUCGUUUUGCAGCAAAAUGGUCCGAAUGUUUCCGGUCUGUGGACAACGUAUACGCAAACCCGCACACGUAUUCAACAGAAAGAGCUUUAAUGCACGUCGAAAACAUAACUCGAAAACAUUUCACGUAAGCGCCUAAAUGCUUUCGCAUUCCUACACGUAAGCAGUCUUCAGCAUCUCUGCUGAAUUUUUAGAAACUUAAUAGGUUCGGUGUUUUGUACUUUUUUUCAUUUUUUUUAAGAAUUCAGUGUAGUCAUCCUUAACCGAUAAACAGUUAAAGAGACCAUAUCAUAUGCUGCCAAUAUCCAUGAUUUCACGGCGAGCUGGUUCGGAAACUAAAGGGCGGCGCCGUCACCCCUGUUUAAUUUUUGCGUCUUGUUUGGUUCACGAAGCCUCCUAUGUCGGUAUAAGAGGGGCCAUUUUGGUGUUGCAGAAGCGCAAUUUUCUAAAACAGCUUAGCUUAAUAUUCC